Molecule: messenger RNA, 1464 nt
Organism: Oppiella nova
Lineage: Eukaryota; Metazoa; Arthropoda; Arachnida; Sarcoptiformes; Oppiidae
Source: the annotation of a GenBank genome assembly
AUGGCAGAUGCUUACUCACGUGUGACGGGUAAAACAGGUGUAGUGCUGGUCACUUCUGGACCUGGCGCAACCAAUACUGUAACACCAAUCGCUACAGCCUAUAUGGACUCAAUCCCAAUGGUGAUUUUGUCUGGACAGGUUGCCAGCCAUCUUAUUGGUGAAGAUGCAUUCCAAGAAACAGAUAUGGUCGGUCGUCCGGGUCCUGUUGUGGUCGAUAUUCCGAAGGAUGUCACUAAUCCUGUCGACAAAUUUGCUUAUGAAUAUCCUGAAAAAGUGAAGAUGCGCUCUUAUCAGCCACCUCACCGCGGUCAUUCAGGUCAAAUUCGUAAAGCCAUUGAUGAGCUGAUUAAUGCCAAACGCCCUGUCAUUUAUACAGGUGGUGGUGUUGUUCAGGGUAAUGCUUCUGCAUUACUGACUGAAUUGGCGCAUUUAUUGAAUUACCCAGUGACCAAUACGCUAAUGGGUUUGGGUGCAUUCCCAGGCGAUGAUGAGCAAUUCUUGGGUAUGUUGGGUAUGCAUGGUACAUACGAAGCCAAUAUGAGUAUGCAUAAUGCGGAUGUUAUCUUGGCGAUCGGUGCGCGUUUUGAUGACCGUGUAACCAAUAAUCCAGCGAAGUUCUGUACCAAUGCGAAAGUGAUUCAUAUUGAUAUCGACCCAGCGACGAUUUCAAAAACCAUUAUGGCGCAUAUCCCAAUCGUGGGUGCGGUAGAGCCAGUACUUCAAGAGAUGUUGGUUCAAUUGAAACAAAUGAAUGUUUCUAAACCAAACCCUGAAGAAAUCUCGGCAUGGUGGUCACAAAUCAACGAAUGGCGCAAAGUACAUGGUUUGCGUUAUGCGCCAGGUGAAAAUGGUGUGAUGAAACCACAACAAGUGGUUGAAGUCUUAGACAAAGUAACCAAUGGUGAAGCGAUCAUUACUUCUGACGUUGGUCAGCAUCAAAUGUUUGGUGCGAUGUAUUACAAAUACAAACGUCCACGUCAAUGGAUCAACUCAGGUGGCUUAGGCACAAUGGGUGUGGGUUUACCUUAUGCCAUGGCUGCGAAACUUGCAUUCCCAGACCAACAAGUGGUGUGUAUCACAGGUGAAGCAUCGAUUCAGAUGUGUAUCCAAGAGCUUUCUACAUGUAAGCAAUAUGGCUUAAAUGUGAAAAUCCUCUGCUUGAAUAACCGUGCUUUGGGGAUGGUAAAACAAUGGCAAGAUAUGAACUAUGAAGGACGUCAUUCAAGUUCUUAUGUUGAGUCAUUACCCGAUUUUCCAAAAUUGAUGGAAGCUUACGGCCAUGUAGGUAUCCAGAUUGACCAUGCGGAUGAGCUUGAAUCUAAGCUUAAAGAAGCAAUGGCGAUUAACGAUAAAUGUGUAUUCAUUAACGUGAUGGUUGAUCGUACCGAGCAUGUAUAUCCGAUGCUUAUUGCAGGUCAAUCUAUGCAAGAUAUGUGGUUGUCUAAAGGGGAGCGUACUGAAUGA